Messenger RNA from Pangasianodon hypophthalmus (striped catfish), 9503 nucleotides. It is a transcript of the gene nfasca, whose product is annotated as neurofascin homolog (chicken) a. Gene Ontology annotation, molecular function: cell-cell adhesion mediator activity. The record is from RefSeq and is a predicted model, not a curated record. The transcript has 33 exons. Bases 463 to 4596 code for a protein of 1377 amino acids. NCBI's taxonomy places the organism in Eukaryota, Metazoa, Chordata, Actinopteri, Siluriformes, Pangasiidae. Gene Ontology annotation, biological process: cell-cell adhesion; brain development.
UGCUGUGCGUGUGUGAGAGAGAGGAGGAGAGAGAAAUCUCCGAAUACACGACAGUAGGGAUGCACCAAGACACCAGAGCGCUUACACGCACACACACACACACACAGACACUUCCUCUACACUUGCUCUAUUUUACUAGUCAUUUCUCAUUCAGGACACAGUAAGACACAGUGACCCAGACUUCUGAGUGUAUGUGGAUUUAAACCAAGAGAGUUGGCAUCGUAAAUCAUGCACUGAUUGUAUCGGAUGAGACGAAGGAAUUUACCAUUGCUGAAGAUGCCUCAGGCUGUGGGCCAGCUCUGUCUAACCAGGACAGGAAAUCUCAUGUGAGAGGUCUAAGAGACUCUGCUUUCGUCAUCCAUUAGUCCAUCAGCCCAGAUUUCCCCCUUGUUUUUGUAUCAAAGGUGUGCAUCGGAGUCAGUAGCGGCGUGAAGGUUGGAGCCAGCCAAUCGGAGGAGAGAGAUGUGGCCGCAGGGGCAGUGGGCUCCUCUGGCUGUGCUGUCAAUCAUUGUGCUGCUGUGGAAGGAGGCGGCUCCCAUCGAUGUCCCUCCAGACCCAAGGAUCCAGCAGGACUUGAAACAGCCCCCUACUAUUGUGAAGCAGUCAGCAAAGGACUAUAUUGUGGAUCCCCGAGAUAACAUCAUCAUUGAGUGUGAGGCCAAGGGCAAUCCUGUACCAACAUUUUGGUGGAGACGAAAUGGGAAGUUCUUCAAUGUGGAGAAGGAUCCACGUGUGUCCAUGCGGAAACGCUCGGGCACACUGGAGAUCAGCUUCAGGAAUGGUGGAAAGCCUGAGGACUACGAGGGAGAAUACCAAUGCUUUGCUAUGAAUGACUUUGGCACUGCCAUUUCCAACAAAACACUGCUGCGUGUUUCCAAGGCACCGCUGUGGCCUAAAGAGGUUUUGGAGCCAGUGGUAAUAAGUGAGGGAUCACCUCUUGUCCUGGCCUGUAACCCACCUCCUGGCCUUCCGCCACCUAAAACAUUCUGGAUGGACAGUAGAAUGAUGCCUAUAGUGCAGGAUGCUCGAGUGUCCAUGGGCCUGAAUGGAGAUCUUUACUUCUCUAAUGUGCUUGCUAAGGACGCUAACACUGACUACAGCUGCAAUGCCCGUUUUCUCUUCACACACACCAUCCAACAGAAGAAUCCUUUUAUCCUCAAAGUACAGACAAAAGAACCUUAUAAUGACACUGUUUACUCUCCAAACGACACUUACAUAUACGGUGCACGUAACAUUCAAGAAUCAACACCUACCUUUCUCUCUCCUGUGGGAAUAUCCAGCACCAAGAUGGUGCUCCGCGGAGAGGAGCUUCUCCUGGAAUGUAUAGCUGCUGGAGUUCCAACUCCUGAAAUCAAAUGGUUUAAGAAAGGAGGGGAUUUGCCAGAGAGAAAGGUCAAAUUUGAGAACUUCCAUAAGACCCUGUCUAUAGUUUCUGUGUCGGACGAGGAUUCUGGAGACUACAUCUGCAUGGCCAGUAAUAAGAUGGGCAGCAUCCGCCACACUAUCUCCGUUCAAGUUAAAGCUGCUCCUUUUUGGCUACAUAAGCCAUCUAACCUCGUGCUAGCACCCAAUGAGAAUGGCCAGCUGCAGUGUUUAGCCAGUGGAAACCCCAAACCUAGCAUCCAGUGGCUUGUGAAUGGAGAGCCGAUAGAGAGCUCACUGGAAAAUCCAAGCAGGGAGGUGGUUGGUGAUGCGAUCAUUUUCAGCUCAGUGCAAAUUGGCACCAGCGCUGUAUACCAGUGCAAUGCCUCAAACGAACAUGGCUACCUGCUGGCUAACGCAUUUGUCAACAUACUGGAUAUGGCACCCCGGUUAUUGGGACCCAAGAACCAGCUGAUUAAGGUGAUCGAGAACAAACAAGCCUUUCUGGAUUGCCCUUUUUUUGGCUCACCUUACCCAUUUGUGCGGUGGUUUAAGAAUGGCCAGGGUAUAGUUCCGAAUGGUGGGAAGUACAGCUUGCAUGAAAAUGGUACCCUGGAGAUCAAGCGAGUUCGACCUGAAGAUGAGGGAACUUACACUUUUGUGGCAAGCAACAUCCUGGGCAAAGCUGAAGAUCAGGUCCGUUUAGAAGUCAAAGAGCCGACGCGGAUUGUCCGAGCUCCAGAGAACCUCUCCUCCAAUAGAGGAAGUGUGGCUCGUUUUGAUUGCAAGAUUAAACACGAUUCCUCACUCCCCAUUACUGUCACCUGGCUCAAAAACGACAAGCUCCUGCAUUUUCCUUGGCUGAGCAGGUUUAAGAAGGAGGAGGACUCAUUGUCCUUUAGCAACGUCCAGCCUGAUGAUGAGGGAACAUACACUUGUACAGUUACUACAGAGUUAGACCAGGACUCUGCCUCGGCCCGGCUUACUGUUUUAGAGGAUGAAUCCCUAGCUCCCUCAAAACCUAGUGCCUUAGCAGAUCGUCCUGAUCCUCCUCAGGACCUGGAGCUGUCUGAUCUUUCAGCACGCUCCGUCCGGCUCACCUGGAUCCCCGGCAAUGACAACAACAGUCCUAUUACACAAUUCCUUGUUCAGUAUGAAGAGAACCGGUGGAGACCAGGCGAAUGGCAAAAUCUGUCCAGUUACGCAGGUGAUCAGAACUCUGUGAACCUGAAUCUGUCUCCGUUUGUGAACUACCAGUUCAGAGUGAUCGCAAUCAACAGUGUGGGUCAGAGCCGACCGAGCCGGCCAUCAGCCCGCUACCAGACCAGCGGAGCACCUCCUUAUGUUUAUCCCAGUGGCCUUAAAGGGUGGGGUACCAAGAAAACCAACAUGGAGAUCACUUGGCAGCCCCUACUUGAUAACCAAAGGAAUGGUCCUGAUCUACGUUAUGUGGUCUCCUGGAGGAGGAAGGACUUGGAGGAGGAAUGGAAUAACAUCACCACUACCAAUACGAAGCAUGUGGUUGUUGAUACAGAUACUUAUGUCCCCUAUGAGAUCAAGAUCCAGGCAGUCAACGACUUUGGUCCAGGCCCUGAGUCAAACAUAGUGAUUGGCUACUCAGGGGAGGACAGGCCUGUGGAGGCACCUGGAGAGCUCAGGGUAUCAAAGUUAAACAGCAAUAAAGUGAAUAUAAACUGGAUCCCUGUUGAGGCGAAAUCCAUUAAUGGAGAGUUUAAAGAGUACAGGCUAUAUUACUGGAGGGAGGCCAGCUUGGUGAAAGACUUGAAGGUGAAUAAGGACAAGAAAACAAAAGGUUUCUUCAGCGAUGUGUCUCAGAACAGUGGCGUCCUUAUGGACCUCGUCCCUUACAGCAAAUACAAGAUGUACAUGGUGGUGGCCAACAACAAAUUUGAGGGACCACACAGCAACACUGUGGAGUUUCAGACCAAGGAAGGCUUGCCAGGGGCUCCUAAGUUCUUCAGGAUUGUCCAGAGGGACAGCAGCACCAUUCGUCUAGAGUGGAAUAAGCCUCUAGAGCCGAAUGGCAUUCUGAUCGGAUACACACUCCAAUACAAGACAGUGAAUGGGACACAGGAGGGCAAUCUACAGAUCCUGAGCUUCUUCCCUAAUGAGACAGAGUACACCAUGCGCUUACCUGACCGCUUCACCCGCUACAAGUUCUACCUGUCUGCUCGGACGCAGGUCGGCUCUGGUGAGGUCUAUGCUGAGGAAUCGCCUCACUUUGCCAAUGAAGAAGACUUUGUGACUUCAGGUACUGACCCUACAGGUGUAGUAAUCGAUUCUACAGAUGCCUUGGAUGCCUUUGCAACUCCUCUUCCCCCCUUUUCCCCACCUCCCAUCCCAAGUACAACCAUUACAACCUCAACAACUACCACCAUUGCCCCUACAACUGAUGCCACCCCCACUACUCCUGCUCCAACUACUCCAACAACAACAACUACUACAACUACAACUACCACUACCAGUACUACCACCACCACUACAACCCACCCCACCCUGCCUUUCAUGCCGGCCCCGCAUGUAAAGAUCUGGAAUCUGACCGUGGAUGCUAACAGUGACUAUGCUAACGUCAGCUGGAAGCACAACUUCCCGGUUGACAGCAGCGAGUUUGUGCUAGAGUUCACACUGGACAGUAAUGGGUCUAUGAAAAGUGUGCUGUUCAAACAUGAACCCCCCAUUAAGCUGGCUGGGUUGAUAGCUGGAGCUAAGUACCGGCUCCGUGUGUAUUCCCACGAACAGCCCAGCAUCACCAGCGAGUAUGUCACCUUCGAGACCAGUGGAGCCUACAGUACGGACCAAGUCGACAUUGCCACGCAGGGUUGGUUCAUUGGUCUCAUGUGUGCCAUUGCACUCCUCAUUCUCAUCCUGCUCAUUGUUUGCUUUAUCAAAAGAAGCCGAGGAGGGAAAUAUCCAGUGAGAGACAAAAAAGACCUCCCUUUGGACCCUGUGGACCACAAAGACCAGGAUGGAUCAUUUGAUUACCACAGCGAUGAGGACAACAAGCCUUUGCAGGGAAGUCAGACCUCUCUAGACGGCAAUGUCAAGGAAAGUGACGACAGUCUAGUAGACUACGGAGAGGGAGGGGAUGGCCAGUUCAAUGAGGACGGCUCCUUCAUAGGCCAGUACACAGUCAGGAAGGAUAAGGAGGAGACGGAGGGCAAUGAGAGCUCAGAGGCCACAUCACCUGUCAAUGCCAUCUACUCUCUGGCGUAGAUUAUCCCGGAAUGAACAGAAGGCCAAAUGCACACACAGUUAAUUCAAUAUAUAGAGAGAAAUCUGGAACCACAUAUACACACUUAACGUUGAGAUGCACAGUCCCUAUGAAGAAAGCAGGGGUGAGAAAACAAACCCCUGGUUGAGGAAUUCAGAACUCAGACUUCAGUGUGCCUUUAGGGCAAUGGGGCACAGGGAAGACAAUGGCAACCUGAGACUUUCAAGCAUUUUCUGUGGCUUAUUUUUUAUUUUUCAAAAUCCUGAACCCACAUUCACACUUCCUAAUAUCAGAGAAAAGCAGACACAGGCAGAAGUCCUGUGACAUACCAGUAGUGGGCCGAAUCAACAAAGGAACAUCGGCAAAUGCCAAAAAUAUGAUAGAUGCGUCAAUAAAAGAUGUAUGAAUGCUGUAAUCAGUGCUGGCACAGCUUGCUGUACCAUAAAAAUCUAUGCACUAUGUAUUACCAUAAUUUACUUUUGGUUGAAAUUGGGUGAUCAAAUUUCUUCUUUUCUUUCAUAAUGCAAAAAGCAUUAAGUUACUGUUAAGUCACUGUUAAGUCACUGAAAUGCUAUACUUCCUGGCACCCGUGCCCUAGCAGUAGACAUGUCUGCUGUAGUGUGAUGCCUAUUUUUGCAAGUAUAUUUUCAUUGGCUGCAUCUAUAGCAUUUCUAAUUAUCACUGCUGAUGUUUAUAGAACUGUAGGCAAGCACCAUCAUUUAUCAAAUUAAAAAAAAAAAAAAAAAACAACUAACCAAACAAGCAAACAAACAAACAAAAAAUGCAUUAUUUUGGAGCAUGGUCAUGUUUGUGCAAGAGACAAUAGAGUGGUUGAAAAGAAAACUUUAUCUCUGUUAGCUCAAUAAAACACAAUUGUAUAAUCAUUUUUUUAAAGUUGGCACUAUAUAUUAAAUAAUGGGGAUGAUGAUGAUGAUGAUUAAUCUGACAUCCACUAUUUUUUCUAGUAUUUUGGGCUGUGGUCUUUGUUUUAGUAAGUUUGUUCUAGGGUGUUUAGGUGCAAAGUAGACGGAUAGACGUGGAAGCAGUAAUGCUAAAUGGCUCGCAUAAGAAAAGUCAUUAUUGAAAAUUUUUAACAUUAAAGCCAUGCUUGAUAUUAUCAACCAUUUUUAAUCUUCUAUAUCGCCCACAUCUUACAGAAACAAAAACAAAAAGUGGAUCCAGACACAUAGGGUCUAGUUUUGGUAUUAAAACAUUGCAUGGUGAGGUUAUAUGAAAGGAUUAUUUACAUUGCUUAAAUAGGGGACCAUACAAUUUAGCAUGCUUUCUUUUCAGAGCUUGGUUUCAACACUGCCUAAAAAGCAACUUGAAGUCUAGUGCCACUCACAGUGGUGGGCGUGGCCACUUAGCCAAUACAGCACCAAUAUAGUUACUUCAAGCAGAGGGCUCAGUGUAUGUAGAAUUAAAUAUUUAUUUGUAUUUAAUUUAUACAAUUUAUAUAAUUAAUAUAUUGCUGAUUAAUUUAAUGAACACCCAAUUUUAACCGCUUGUCUCAUGAGGUCACUGAAUAGUUUCUCACCUAAUAUAAGGUACAGUAAAUAUGUACUUUAAAAAAACUAUAUUAGACCCAUACUGUGUAAUAAUGGAUGUGUGGGAUAAGGGCAGUGGAUGUUUUAUCCACUAAUUAAAUGUAUGUAUCCAUUAAAUGUAUGUUUUAUCUGUUAAUAGUGCUGUUUCUUUUGUAUUAUUGUUGUUGUAUUACUGUUCCAAUAUGUUGAUAUAUUUCAAUUUAUUUCCUGUCACUUUUACAUGACACAGAAAAAAAUAUUGUUUGUUUAUUUUAGUCAGACACAGUUUUGGGCUCUCUGUCAUAAAUGUAAAUACUGAUUUGCAGACGGGUGGCAAAUUAAAGGGAAACCUUUAUGCUUGCAUGGUUUGAGUCCACUUGUUCCCUUAGAGGGAAGCUUUAUAGCUAAUCAAUAUGAAGUUGUUCUGAUUGAACAUCUUUAUUCAGAGAUUAAGCAUUUCUAUCCUGAUGGGAGUGGUCUGUUCCAGGAUGUACUCACCCCCAUCCUUAGUUCACAAGGACUCACUCAAUAAUUUGAUGAGGAUGAAAAUGAUGAAAGCAUAUGCUGUGGCCUUCACAGUUACCAGAUCUCAAGUCAAAUGAACACCUAUGGGAGUUUUUGGAGUGACGUGUUAGACAGCACUUUCCACCACCAUCCUUAAAACACUACUUGAGAGCAGCCACUUAUCCAUUGGAAGAAUAAUAUUCAUUCCUCCAAUACAGGUCCAGUAGAGUCUAUGGCAGUGUCUAUUGAAGCUGUUCUGGUGGCUUGUGGUAGCCAAAGAAUGUAUGUUGUUGUUGUUGUUUUUUUUUUUUCUUUUACUUUGUCACCCAUCUGUAGAUUUUUGACUUGACACUUGCAAAUUGAGCACUAACAGUGUUUAAAUUAUGGGGGUCUUGGCAGCGCUAAGUCCCCCAAGGUAAAGCCAGAGGCCCCCUAGAUUUCACCAAAACCUGUCAGAGGGGAUCCACAUUGUUAAUGUAUUAGGCUGAAUGUCAUAAAGUCAUAUCAUAUAUAUCAUAAACUUGUGUGUCUGUAUAUUAACUUUCUGACAAAAGUAGCGAUAUAAUGAGCUGAAGAGUUGUCAGGAGGCAUGUCCACAUCCAGCUGAGCUAAAGAUCAGCUGUAAUAAAUUGACAGUUGACAGUAACUGCAACAUGGUUUUAUUUUUAUUAAUCAAAUUGCUGGUCAGCUUCUGCAUACGGGUUUGCUUUGAAACUAGGUUAGGACUAAUUCUUUGUUUUUCAGUUCAUUAAGCCUAUAAUGUUAUAUCUCUUAUUUGUGUUGUUAAAUACUAUAUGCGUUUCAAAUAUAGCCUAUUUUGGACUGAAGGCAGUUCAAAAUAUUACGCUUGGAUUGGAUAUUUUUUUGGAUUCAGCUGUUAUUCUUACCUCAGUCCUGGUCUCGAGUAUUGAAUGAGGCCAACUUGUUUACCCAAUUUUUCCUUUUCUUUUGUGCAUAUUUGUCCCAGUUACUUGCACAAACCUAUGGGCAGAAAUCUUGGUAGCUGUAAGGGUUUGCUAUUGUAGCAUUCUGCCCCCAUCUACUGGGGGCUGAGCUUAUCUUUCUCUUGGUGUACACGUUACUGUGUGAAGCAAGAUUUUUGUCACUUCAGUUUUCCCAUCAUCACUAUACCUCAAUAUCAGACUUGGGCUUGCUUCUUCAUAAUAUCCUCUUCCUGGGACAUCUACUCACCUAUCCUGUGUUGUAAUACUGCCUUUAACACACCCUCAUCGACUUUCCCUCAUGCAUCACAAGUGGCCACAUGCAGCAGUUGCAGUGGGCAGAGGAUCUUUCGGUGGGCAGCAAGCACAAUGUAAUUAAAAAGAUUUCUUUGACAGUUUAGCAGAGUAAAAUAAUGUUAAUAUCUAGUACUACUACAUAAUAAAACUCUGUUUUGUUGUAUGUUUUUUUUUAAAUAUAUUUUAUAGUUCUUGUUUAUGCUUAUGAACUCUGUUUGAAUGUUUAUUUUUUGGAAUAUUGAAUUGCUCUUGUUUAUGCUUAUGUUCAUAUGCUUCAUUUGUCAUUUCUGGGAAAGGAAUUGCAUCAUCAGAACUCAGUACCUUCUUGGCAAUUUGUGUCAGUCUGUAGUUAACAUAAGACUCAAUUCCUCAGUCCUCCAAGGGGUCAUCUAACAGACUUCCAUUGAGGAAAUAAAACAUUGGAAUAGACUUUAACAUGGCAGUAGGGAUUUCUACAAAAUGAAAAUGGUGAGAGAAAGUCGUCUUGGGUAUGUUGAAAACAGUAUUCCUGGACAUCAUCAUUUCAGCUUUCUCCAAUACCUUAUAUACCAAAUAUUCUGCCUGUUUUGUUUUCCUUACCAUCAGUGUCACUUGAAUGAAGGGGCAGCCUGAUGACUUGCAUGCAUUGACCAAAUGAAAGCACAUGAAUUAUGGUGGCAGUGAUGUCUCUGAGAACCACAGAUUAACCAUUUAGAGUAAUUGCAUACUAUGUAAAUCUGCAAAGUCAGUGAACUCACAGUCUCCAACUUGGUGAGAGACUCUACUGUACAUGCAAACGAGCACUUAGUGUGUGUCUGUUUUCCCUAUUUUGGACCUUGGACUCAUAUCUAAACAGACACUUUUACUGCUAUCAUAGACUCUUUUCCUUGUCCAUGAAGAAGAGAGAAUGAAAUAGUGUACUGUCCAGGUUUAUAACACUAUAUUAUAUGAAUAUUUCAAUAUUGCAUAUGCUUUUUCCAUUUCUUUUGUACAUUUUCAGUUUCUAUGCGCACUGGCAAAGUUUUCUGGCAAACUGCAUACUAUAGUCAGCAUACUCUACUAAAUCGAAAAAAGGUGUGUUUUAAAUAUUGAGUGUCAAAGAACUGAAAAUAUAGAUAUGUAUAUGUAUUUUCAAUCCAAUAAUGUGUUUCAGCAUUUAAACAAAUAUCUUUAAUCUUAGAUUUGUUUUGUCUGAAAAAUCAGAUUAAUCCAAACCACCAUCACAUUUCGUAGUUGUAAAUUCUUCUUCUUCUUCUUCUUCAUCAUCAUCAUUUAUUCAGUAAUUCAUUUAUCUUCAGUAACCACUUCAUCUUGAUCAGUUUUGGGGUGGCUUCUGGGCCUAUCCUGGGAACAUUGGGCACGAGUUGGGCAUACAUCCUGGAUGGGACUCCUGUCCAUUGCUGCUAUUAUUAUUAUUAUUAUUAUUAUUAUUAUUAUUAUUAUUAUUAUACAUCACAUCUUCUGAGUCAUCCGGAACACCACUCAUUGAUAUAUUGCCUCUACAUGCAGGGUAAUGAUGUUUUAUGUAAAUGUAGUAAAAAGAAAAAAGGACAUAUGAUCAUAUUCACCAUGUAUGCGUGAUUCACCAUGUAUGAUGAGAUGCUGCAACUUAAUCUGCUAGAAAAAAAUCCUUUCUUUAUAGUAAAGCUGUCAUUUUCUCUA